AUGAGCUUCCUCAGAUGGCUCAGGACUUCCAUUUCGCCUGCUGAGCCUUGUGCAACAGUGUCUCAGUACAGCAGUACGACUUCAACCCACUCACCCACGUCGGAUGCAAACACGAACGAUAUUAGCCCCGAUCAGUGUAGCGCGAAGCUCGACUUUUCCCAAAGCCUAGAUAAUCAAGCUGUUGCCGAUACAGAACAUCACAUAAGUGAAGACAAUGACGAUGAACAUACUACGGAGCCCAAGCGCGUCCAAAGUCCAAAUGCUCAACUUGUGGACAGAAAACAUAUAAUUCAGAAUAAUUCCAAUCGGCGUACCGCAAACAAGAGAUCAGUGCAAGAAAGGCUCAGAGGGACAUCUGAGCGAAAAGUUGCUAUCCGAAAUUACUUCUACAGCCGACCUGACUACUUCAAGAAACCCGCUUUCAAUUUGAACUUUGCUAAAUGCUUUAUUCUGGAACGCACAGAACGAGAAGUUUGUCAAGCCUUGAAUGCUGAGAUGAUCGCACGCCGCAUCAAGUAUGACGACCUGCGUUACCCUCGGAGGAUAAGUACAGAUCCUGAGCUUUUGUCCAGGGAUAUCAUGCUGGCUUUGGAGGUACUAAAGAGCAGUAGGACUAUCGAGACACCUCAAUGCACUUUAUCAUUCAUGAGACGAUUUGGUGUUAGUAUGAUGCCAUGUGGGUUGCUUGGCCGUUGUAAUGACGGGGAGGUCCGCACUACAUCAACCUUCUUCACAGAUGAGCCCUCGAGCCAGAGCACCCUCACUGUUACCAUGGAUGAGCCGGCUAUCGAUACCAACCAUAAACCGAUAGCCAUCAAGUCUUCUACCAGAAGCAAUAUCACCACCAUCGACUCAGAGAGUGAUGGAGAGAUCUUAACAAUUGUGAAACCGAUAUCACAGAAGCGUAAAUCUGUCAUCAAGGAGACUCCGGUAGGAGAGAAAGCGGGAAAGGGAUACGAAUUAAGAAGAAAACGAAUACUGGCGAGGAAUGAAAUCGAAAAAAGAGAUGUCAAUGAAAAUGAAAGUGGAAGUGAGAGUGAAAAUGAGAGUAUUAUUGUGGUUGAAAGUAGGAGAGUCAUCAAAACUAAAGAUGGCAGUGGGGAUGAGGAUGAGAUGGAGAGUGUUAUCAAGGUGGAGAAUGAGAGAGUCAUCAAGAUUGAGGACGACAGUGAAGGACAAAAGGAGAGGCCGAUCAAGAUUGAAGAUGACAGCGAGAGAGAGAAAGAAAUUUACAACAAAAUCGAAGGAGAGUAUGAUGAGUCCGAGUCCAGUGUGGAUGAGGAUCUGUAUAAAGCAAAGCUGGAACUCCUAAGCCAAGUCUCUAACGAAUUAAGCUUACUCAACAGUAAGAAGAGAAAGAAGCAAAGGAAGGAAGACAAAGACAAGUCUGGUAGCAAACGUGUCAAAAUGGAGUGA
Molecule: messenger RNA, 1416 nt
Organism: Botrytis deweyae
Lineage: Eukaryota; Fungi; Ascomycota; Leotiomycetes; Helotiales; Sclerotiniaceae
Exons: 1
Coding region: 1-1416 (471 amino acids)
Source: RefSeq, a predicted model, not a curated record